Molecule: messenger RNA, 825 nt
Organism: Coniosporium apollinis CBS 100218
Lineage: Eukaryota; Fungi; Ascomycota; Dothideomycetes
Exons: 2
Coding region: 1-825 (274 amino acids)
Molecular function (GO): oxidoreductase activity, acting on single donors with incorporation of molecular oxygen; ferrous iron binding; zinc ion binding
Source: RefSeq, a predicted model, not a curated record
AUGCCUCGCGCUCCGGUGCUGUCCAUAUCCCAUGGCGGGGGCCCCUUUCCCAUCCUCGGCGAUCCAUCCCACAAGGCCAUCGUGCACUCCCUCAGCACGCGGGCUCCCAAAAUUCUUCGUCUCGGGACCGCAGACGCGCCUAGGGCUAUAGUACUGGUCACAGCCCACUGGAGCGAGCGCAACCCUACCAUCUCGAAUGGCAAGAAGCAUAGGCUGGAGUUUGACUAUUACGGCUUCCCGGACGAGGCAUACAAACUACGGUACGAUGCGCCUGGGUCGCCUGAGGUGGCUGAAGAGGUGUUCAAAGUGCUUGAACAGGCUGGAAUGAAGCCUGAGAUGGACGAGGAACGAGGCUGGGACCACGGUGUCUUCAUCCCCAUGCUUCUCAUCAACCCGGCCGCCAACAUUCCCAUAGUACAAAUGUCCGUCCUAUCAUCCGAGUCAGCAGCCGACCACUACCGGAUGGGCGUCGCGCUGUCGAAACUGCGAGACUCCAACAUUGCCAUCAUCGGAUCCGGCUUCGCUUCCUUCCACAACCUGCGGCUUAUGUUCAGCGGCAUCAUGAACGACCCAACGUUCAAGGGAAAGAAUGAUGCGUGGAGUGAGGCUGUGCUUGAUGCGGUCACCACCCUGGAUGCGGAGGAGAGGGGGUGGAAGAUGGAGGCGUGGAGACAGUGGCCUGGUGCGUAUGAGAUGCAUCCAAGAGGCGGCGCGGAUCACUUCUUGCCGCUAGUAGUCUGCGCUGGAGCAGGCGGUGAGGGCAAGGCGGACAGCUACAAGGACGAUUUCAUGGGACUGGAAAUGUAUUCGUACUACUGGACAUAG